Messenger RNA from Exaiptasia diaphana, 2847 nucleotides. Its product is annotated as endothelin-converting enzyme homolog. Gene Ontology annotation, molecular function: metalloendopeptidase activity. Gene Ontology annotation, biological process: protein processing. Lineage: Eukaryota; Metazoa; Cnidaria; Anthozoa; Actiniaria; Aiptasiidae. The record is from RefSeq and is a predicted model, not a curated record. Gene Ontology annotation, cellular component: plasma membrane.
CAAGCUUAAAGUCCGGGUUAAACGUACAGCUAUCCAAGCAAAAAGAGCUCGCUGGAUUCGCCAUGUCUUACGUAAACGGAGAAGUUGAGCUUGGGGAGCCUUCCACAACUUCCUCACAAGUUGCUCUCACAGAGAUCGGCUUUAAACCGAACCGCGCCAAGUUAGAAAAAAUUCUUAUAGUGUUGGCUCUUGUCUUGUUUAUUUUGGUUGCGGUAUUUGUGGGCCUGUAUGCCUACGAAAAGGCGAAGGAUGCCACUAGCGGCGGGAAGGAACCAACAGGGCAAGGAAAGCCAACAAGCCCCCCAGUGUCCCCCUCAACAAAGCCUGGUGUAUGUCUUACAGAGGGAUGCAUCCUUGUAUCUGGAAGUAUUCUCAAAUCCAUGAACAAGUCUGUGGAUCCGUGCGACGACUUUUAUUCAUACGCUUGCGGUGGAUGGUUGGCAAGUAACCCCAUCCCAGACACUAAGACAUCAUGGAGUCAGUUUAAGAUUCUAAACAARMGAAAUGAGGCCUUGAUGAGACAAAUGAUCCAGGAUCCCGAUCUACGAGCAAAGUAUAGCUCAAACGAAGCUGUGAAAAAGGCUUUUGACUAUUUCGACGCAUGUAUAGAUGAGGCAAAGAUUGAAAGUUUGGGGGCGAAACCAUUGCAAAAACUUAUAAAGGACUUUGGAUCGUGGAAUGUUACUGAUAASAACUUUAACGCGUCGGCUUGGGAUUUCAUGGGUACCUUUGUCAAGAUYCAAAAAUAUCUUUCRAUUGCGCCUCUUUUCAACAUGUUCGUGGCGACAGAYUUAAAAGAAUCGACUAAGAAUAUCAUUGUGAAGAAGUUGUCAUCUACGCUUUGAGUUACAUGAAAAAUGUCUCCAAAGUUUUCGAGGAGACUGACAAGAGAAUCGUUGCUAAUUACAUGAUGUGGCAUGUCGUCAUCACGUACUCCUCCYUGCUGUCCUCKGAGUUUAGAGCCCUAUUCGAYCGACACAGACAGACAUCCUUUGGAACAAAAGGCAAAGACCCACGUUGGCAGACUUGUAUGGGAAGUGUACAGGAUGCUUUUGGCAUGGCUAUAGGACUUCUCUUUAUUGACAAACAGUUUAGUGGAGAAAGCAAAACGUCGGCUGAGGAUAUGAUACGAGCCAUUAGGAAAGUCUUUAUCAACAACCUCGUGGACAUUGAAUGGAUGGACCGGGAAACCAAGAAUGCAGCCGAAGAGAAGGCCCAAGCGAUAAGGGAGAAUAUUGGAUACCCUAACUACAUCACAAAUGCAACUGCUCUGGCGGAGAAAUACAAAGGCUUCGAUGUUACCAACUCAACUUAUUUUGAUAACAACUUCAAUAAACGUAAAUUUAACAACAUGAAAAAUUAUCAGGACAUUGGGAAACCUGUCGAUAAAAAGACUUGGUCCAUGAUACCCCCUACAGUAAACGCGUACUACUCGUCAACUGACAACAAAAUCGUGUUCCCUGCUGGUAUCCUUCAAGAUCCUUUCUAUGACCAAUCUCAUCCAAAAUCUCUUAACUACGGUGGCAUUGGAAUGGUUGUUGGCCACGAGAUAAGUCAUGGYUUUGAUGAUAAUGGUCGAAAAUUCAACAAGGACGGCAACCUGGUCAGGUGGUGGAGYAACACUUCCAUCGCAAAGUUUGAAGAACGAACAAAAUGCCUAGUCAAUCAGUAUGCGAAAUUCUCGUUCCAUGGCAAAAAUUUAAAUGGGCAACAGACAUUGGGAGAAAAUAUUGCCGAUAAUGGUGGUAUCAAGCAGGCGUUCCAGGCUUACCAACAAUGGAAAAAAGAUAAUGGUGAAGAGCCAGCGCUUCCUGGAGUAGACCUCAACCACGAUCAACUGUUCUUUUUAAGUUUUGCACAGAUCUGGUGCAGUGCGUUUAGGCCGAGUGGCGCUAUAAAUGCUAUAGAGAACGGUGUACACAGUCCAGGUCAAUUUAGGGUUAUAGGGUCGCUUUCCAACUCCAAUGAGUUCGCCGAAGCAUACAAAUGUAAAAAAGGCAGUAGAAUGAACCCCGAAAAGAAAUGUAAAGUUUGGUAAAACAACAAGUCAACAUCAACCAAUCCAUUGUAUGCAUUACUCUGGGGCUAUUUUAUAGUACCUACAUAGGUGCAUUAGGUAGAGACAAACUCCAUUUUUUACUUUGGUAUCGAAUACACAAGACUUUAGCUAAUGUCUGAUUCACACUUUUGCAAGGUUGGUCAAAGCUCGAUCAGUGCUGUCCCAGGCCGAUUAACGCGGGAUUAACACUAAUCGAGCUUGAACAAUCCACCUUUGAUAGYAAUUGCAAAACUKCUUUGUAGYAUUUUAUGGUAUCUUUAUAAUUGGUACAGUAGUUUGUAGAGCGCAUGCGCAUUGGGACAAAAAAUAGGUAGUGUCUUUGCCAUGUGGGAUAGGCUCAGAAACAUUAUCACAUUGAAUGGUAAAAACUACACGCCUCUUCCAGUAGUGAGGGUUUGUGCUACUUCUUGAAAUCCUUGAAAAGUCCUGGAAUUCAACCUGUUUUCAAGUUCGCUUGAAAAGCCCUUGAAAAUGGGGAAAAUUGCUAAAACUCCUGGAAAAYUCCUUGAAUCUGAUGAAAUUUAUGUGAAAGCAUCGACUGUCUUUCUUGGUCAUCUAUCAAAAUGGCGGCGUCUUUUUUGUUUUCAGUUUAUUUCUAAAUCAAUUUUUAUCAAUUUUCAUCGAUUAUAACCCGAGAAUUUCAUGGAUUUCAUGGUGGGUGGUGUGUCUUAGGUUGACUUCAGRUUAUUUGUUUUCUUUGCGAAUAUAGACGUCAAUUUGAUGAAAGGCAGACCAUUUUAAACUUAAAUUACAGUAGUUCUUUACCAAGUAGCUUCUCUUCCAAUUUG